Messenger RNA from Pelodiscus sinensis (Chinese soft-shelled turtle), 2804 nucleotides. RefSeq names its product PDZ domain containing 1 (gene PDZK1). Gene Ontology annotation, biological process: protein localization to plasma membrane. Gene Ontology annotation, cellular component: apical plasma membrane. The record is from RefSeq and is a predicted model, not a curated record. Lineage: Eukaryota; Metazoa; Chordata; Testudines; Trionychidae. Gene Ontology annotation, molecular function: protein-membrane adaptor activity; protein binding.
UUAACCAUGGAACCUCACAAUGCCAUUUUGCAACAGUGUAACUAAGGCAGUUAUUAAUUUGGAGACUAUAACCAGUAGAGGUACAACAGACGCGUUCUUUCCAAUAGCUGAGUCCCUGUCACCAGAGCCUGCCUGCCAAUGCUCAUUUCUAGUGGUUGAAACUUGUCUUGGAUCUGCUCUAUGUGAGCCCUUGUCUGUUUUAGGGGAAAGCUCUUACCAAGAGCAAAGAUCAGGCUUAUCUUGGAUCUGCUCCCUGUAAAAGUCUGAGUUUGACAGUAUAAUGAUCAAUAAAACCCCAGAGCAGAAUUCAAAGUUGCUGAGAAAGGAGAAGUGAUUUGCACCACUGCAGGCAGGUUAUCAAGGAGGUGAAUACAUGAAGUAAGACUCAGUUAAAUAGAUAAUCUUUUAACUCAACCUUUGCACAGUCCAAAUUCAGCUGUACCUACAGGCAAAGCCACAGGAGAGACUGCUGAGAAUUCCCUAGGGGACAGCACCCUGCAGACACGGAAAUGACCUUUGCUCCCCAGCCUCGAGAAUGCAAAGUAACCAAACAAGAAGGGGAGAGUUAUGGAUUCUACCUGCGCAUUGAAAAAAACAAAUUGGGUCAUCUCAUCCGGAAUGUGGAGGACAGCGGUCCAGCUGACAGGGCUGGGAUGAAGGAUGGAGACAGACUUCUGAGGGUCAAUGGGUUGUUUGUGGACAAAGAAGAACAUGCACAAGUAGUGGAGAUGAUCAAAAAGAGUGGGAAUUCUGUAACCGUCCUCAUUCUGGAUGAGACAGCCUAUGAAAAGGCAGCGAAAGAAGGGGUGAACUUUGAAGAGCUGGGUCAGAAGACAACUCAGCAGCAAAAGAAAGAGCCUCCAGUCAUGAAUGGAGUAACAGUUCCAGUUCCACAGCCUCGGCUCUGCUACCUGGUGAAGGAGGGAAACAGUUAUAACUUCUCCUUGAAAACCACAGUUGGUCAGAAGGGCAUCUUCAUAAUAGGUAUGUCUCCACAAGGAGUGGCUGCGAAAGCAGGAGUCCAACAUAAUGACCGCCUGAUCGAAGUGAACGGGAAGAAUGUGGAAAAUGACACACAUGAGGAAGUGGUUGAAAAGGUGAAGAAGUCUGGAAGCCACAUUGUGUUUCUGCUGUCAGAUAAUGAAACUGAUGAGUAUUACAGCAACCACCAGAUGAUGAUGAAGAGAGAGACAGCCAGCCUGAAACUGCUUCCCCACAAACCUCGAAUAGUGGAGCUCAAAAAAGGAGAUGAUGGUUAUGGGUUUUAUCUGAGGAUGGAACAAAAUGGUAACGGUCAUUUAAUUAAGGACAUUGAUUCUGGCAGCCCAGCAGCCAAGGCAGGUCUAAAGGACAAUGAUAUCCUGGUGGCUGUAAAUGGGGAGUCAGUGGAGGCACUGGAUCACGACACUGCAGUGGAGAGGAUUAAGAGGUGUGGGGAAAAGACCACAUUGCUGGUAGUGGAUAAGCAGACAGACACCAUGUAUAAAUUGGCUCAAGUUUCCCCAUGUUUGUACCUCCGGGAAAUACAAAAAUCCUCUCCAGUUGAAACAGAGGAAGAGCCGAUAUCACAUGUUGAUCAUGAGGUCAACCACAAGCCCAAAAUCUUCAGGCUGGUGAAGGGUUCUAGUGGAUUCGGCUUCCGUUUAAAUAGAAACGAGAAUAUGCCCACACAGUUCAAAGAGAUACAGAAAGGUGGGCCAGCUGACACAGCAGGACUGAAAGAAGAGGACAUUCUGGUAGAAGUGAACGGCGUGAACAUGUUGAAUGAACCCUAUGACAAGGUUGUAGCAAAAAUCAAAGACAGCAGUGACAGCCUGACUCUACUGGUGUGCAGCAAAGCAACUUAUGAAUACUUUAAGUCUCAGAAUAUUCCAAUUACUGCCCCUCUGGCAGAUCAGCUCUGUGACACUACUGAUCCUCCUGCUUAUACAGAGGACCCACCAACAGAGCCAGAGAACACCUCCUCAGAACCAAGAGACAGGGCUAGCUCCUCCUCCUCCUCCUCCUCCUCUUCCUCCUCCCUCUCAGUAGCUUCAGCAGAAGAGGAUGAAAACACCCAGUUAUGAGACAGACUACAACAGAAGCUAAUCAAAGAGACAUCUUCCAAAGCUUAAAAAAAGAAGUUCGCUUCCUCUGAGCGGUCUUUGUUCUUUCACUUCUCAGAACCACACUAUGUUAUGGAACUUCACACUUGUGAGGGCUGGAACAGCAAGUUCCUUCUACUUAAUUUUUCCUGAAAAGGAACACCCCACCACCACUCCCACUUACCUAAUGGGAGUUUAUUGGCCUUCUGCCUGGAGAAGCGGACAGUUCUUUACUACUUAUAUUGCUCUGUAAAAGCUUAAAUGACUAAUAAGGAAUUUCUGCCACCUUAUGGGGGGAGGAAAUGUGAUUCACAAAUCAAUAAGUAUUGUGGCCUUUUAAAAACAAGGAAGAUCCUAAAUAUAAAAACUGAUUUAUCAUAUUCCCCACAAAAGACUUUUUUCCUCUAAUCAAACCCCAUCAGCUAAAUCAUUGUGAACAACACUCCUUCCACUUGUUAAAAAGCUGUAGAUAUUGUCUCUUCCAAACAACCAGUUAACUGUUCGCUAGCCAGAAGGUACAAGCAUCAUUCCCUCCACGCCUCUCUUGUAGCUCAGAUUGUACAGUAUCUGUAAUUUAUAUGUAGUCUGUUUGACUACACGCCAACAUCUUGUCUCUAAUCAAUGAAAUAUGAACCAGCUCUGUAGUACCAACAGUAUAUGCUGUACCUCCUUGCUGUAAACUUGAGACAAAGCAUAAAUAAAUCAGAGUGGCUAUUUCUC